UAACGUUCGCCAAUAAUCAGUCGCGCUUCAACCGAUGUAUCGGACUGGUGGGUCGACUUUCUACGCAUGUCCGGCUCGGCACGACUCGUCUAAACCCGUGUAGAAAGUGGAUUGUUUUGUUUUUAAAAAAAUUGUCGUAAUUAUUGGAUAUUGCCGUUAGCUAAUAAAAAAUGACCGUUACAAUAUCAUCAAAACUAGAAAUGGUGUCAGGAGAACCGUCCGGCAACGAAACCUGCUGUACGAACUACGAUGAAAGCUCCAAGGACACAUCCCAUAUUCACGACCACACUGAUUCCUUACUAGAAGAUUUAACCCAAACAGAAAAAUAUGAUGAUGCAGAAGAAAUGGAGAUGUGUGAAGAAAUGUAUUAUCACGAAGCCAGACAGCUUUUAACAUAUGACGAGGCACCUGAGUACAUGAAACACAAUUCGUUUAUUAGAACUGGUUACAGAGGACUCCUCACUACGGAAUUAUGUAAAGAAAGUGUGUUCUGGUGGACGAACGAAACAAUAAACAUUUGGUCCCAUAUAUUUGGUUUUAUAUUGUUCAUAAGCUUGACUGUGUAUGACUUAAUGAUACUUAAAAUAGAAGCCCCACUUAGUGAUAAAAUACUUGUUGGUGUAAUCCUAAUGUUUUUUCAAGCGUGCAUGGCGUUAUCUGCCAUAUACCACACCUUCUGCUGCCGAUCAGAAGAAGACUGUUUGUAUUUCUUGUCGUAUGAUUUGUUUGGCAUCGCACUCUCUUUAUAUGGAAUUUACGUUUCGGGAAUCUAUUAUGCUUUUUGGUGCGACCAGUUCUUGCAGAACUUCUAUCUUAUAACCGUCACAGUAAUAUUUGUAAUAGCAAUGGUUCUACAAAUCCCCAGUUUAAAAAUCAACGAUAACAUCAAAAUACUCACUUUCGUAUCGUGGGCUGCCUAUGGGGUGGUACCGACAUUCCAUUGGGGCACCAAUAUGGGUUGGUUUGAGAGUCCUGUCGUUACGUUAUUGCUGCCAAGGGUGUUUGGCAUGUAUGCCAUAAGCGGUACUGCAUUCCUCAUCUACAUGACGAAAAUCCCAGAACGGUGGGCAGCAGGAAAAUUCGACUUUGUUGGACAUUCUCAUCAGUGGUGGCAUUUUUUCGUAGUGGGAGCUCUGUAUUACUGGCAUAACACAGGGAUGAUGUAUGUGGAUUAUCGGUUGAACCACGCGUGUGCCAAUAGUAUGAGGCUAUUAUAAUAGUUUAAUUUUUUUUUAAUUGUUUUAUAUAUAUAUGUUUGUAUUUAUUUUGUAAGAAAUACAUGUUUUUUUUUUGGAAUAUAAGGUUUGGUUGAAGCUGUUUGCUGCA
Molecule: messenger RNA, 1326 nt
Organism: Anthonomus grandis grandis
Lineage: Eukaryota; Metazoa; Arthropoda; Insecta; Coleoptera; Curculionidae
Product: progestin and adipoQ receptor family member 3
Exons: 7
Coding region: 171-1217 (348 amino acids)
Cellular component (GO): membrane
Molecular function (GO): signaling receptor activity
Source: RefSeq, a predicted model, not a curated record